This is a messenger RNA of Dipodomys ordii (Ord's kangaroo rat), 1671 nucleotides long. RefSeq names its product RNA binding motif, single stranded interacting protein 1 (gene Rbms1). Gene Ontology annotation, cellular component: cytosol; nucleus; ribonucleoprotein complex. Lineage: Eukaryota; Metazoa; Chordata; Mammalia; Rodentia; Heteromyidae. The coding region runs from base 152 to 1420 and encodes 422 amino acids. The record is from RefSeq and is a predicted model, not a curated record. Gene Ontology annotation, molecular function: poly(A) binding; mRNA 3'-UTR binding; poly(U) RNA binding. The transcript has 15 exons.
GAGGAGGGGGACGUCUGGUCCCGGUUGGGAGGUGGAGCAGCCGCUGAAGCCUCCGCCGCCGCCGCCUCCGGAAAGGGAGAGGCUGGAGAGACCGAGACUUGGAAACCCCAAAGUGCCCGCGACCCUGCACGGCAGGCUCCCUUCCAGCUUCAUGGGCAAAGUGUGGAAACAGCAGAUGUACCCUCAGUACGCCGCCUACUACUACCCCCAGUAUCUGCAGGCGAAGCAGUCUCUGGUCCCAGCGCACCCCAUGGCCCCUCCCAGUCCCAGCACCACCAGCAGUAAUAACAACAGUAGCAGCAGUAGCAAUUCAGGAUGGGAUCAACUAAGCAAAACCAACCUGUACAUCCGAGGCCUGCCCCCAAACACCACUGACCAGGACCUGGUGAAGCUCUGCCAGCCAUAUGGCAAAAUAGUCUCCACAAAGGCAAUUUUGGAUAAGACAACAAACAAAUGCAAAGGUUAUGGUUUUGUUGACUUCGACAGUCCUGCAGCAGCUCAGAAAGCUGUGUCUGCCCUGAAGGCCAGUGGAGUUCAAGCUCAGAUGGCAAAGCAACAGGAACAAGAUCCUACCAACCUGUAUAUUUCCAAUUUGCCACUGUCCAUGGAUGAGCAAGAACUUGAAAAUAUGCUCAAACCUUUUGGACAAGUUAUUUCUACAAGGAUACUACGUGACUCCAGUGGCACAAGUCGUGGUGUUGGCUUUGCCAGGAUGGAAUCAACAGAAAAAUGUGAGGCUGUUAUUGGUCAUUUUAAUGGAAAAUUCAUUAAGACCCCACCAGGAGUUUCUGCUCCUACAGAACCUUUAUUGUGCAAGUUUGCAGAUGGAGGACAGAAGAAGCGACAGAACCCAAACAAAUACAUCCCUAAUGGAAGACCAUGGCACAGAGAAGGAGAGGUGAGACUUGCUGGAAUGACACUCACUUAUGACCCAACUACAGCUGCUAUACAGAAUGGAUUUUAUCCUUCACCAUACAGUAUUGCUACAAACCGAAUGAUCACUCAAACUUCUCUUACACCCUACAUUGCAUCUCCUGUAUCUGCCUACCAGGUGGCAAAGGAAACCAGAGAAAACAAGUAUCGGGGCUCUGCUAUCAAGGUGCAAAGUCCUUCUUGGAUGCAACCUCAACCAUAUAUCCUACAGCACCCUGGCGCUGUGUUAACUCCCUCAAUGGAGCAUACCAUGUCACUACAGCCGGCAUCUAUGAUCAGCCCCCUGGCCCAGCAGAUGAGUCAUCUUUCCCUAGGCAGCACCGGAACAUACAUGCCUGCGACAUCAGCCAUGCAAGGAGCCUACCUGCCACAGUACACACACAUGCAGACGACGGCAGUUCCUGUCGAGGAAGCAAGUCCUCAACAGCAGGUGGCUGUAGAGACAUCUAAUGAUCAUUCUCCAUAUACCUUUCAACCUAAUAAGUAACUGUGAGGUGUACAGAAGGAUGCUCUUACAUGAAGAAGGGUGUGAAGGCUGAACAAUCAUGGAUUUUUCUGAUCAAUUGUGCUUUAGGAAAUUAUUGACAGUUUUGCACAGGUUCUUGAAAAUGUUAUUUAUAAUGAAAUCAACUAAAACUAUUUUUGCUAUAAGUUCUAUAAGGUGCAUAAAACCCUUAAAUUCAUCUAGUAGCUGUUCCCCUGAACAGGUUUAUUUUAGUAAAAAACAAACAAAAAAAA